AUGUCGUCAUCAUCAUCCUACCCAGACCAACGAACACCAGACCAGUGGCGCGCAGUCCUAAACAAGGAACAAUUCCGCAUCCUCCGCGAAAAGGGCACCGAACCCCCCGGCUCCGGCAAGUUCGACAAGCACUACCCCACAACCGGAGUCUACACCUGCGCCGGCUGCCACGCCCCCCUCUACAAGGCCUCGCACAAGUUCUCCUCGGGCUGCGGCUGGCCCGCCUACUUUGACUCCAUUCCCGGAGCCGUCACCCGCCACGAGGACCGCGCCUUCGGCAUGCUCCGCACCGAGAUUGUCUGCAGCAACUGCGGCGGCCACCUCGGCCACGUCUUCAAGGGGGAAGGCUUCCCCACCCCUACUGACGAGCGUCACUGUGUGAACAGUGUUAGUCUAAGUUUUAGUCCGGAUGAUGAGCCUGUCAAGAAGAAGGAGCAGGAGGAGACAAAAGAAAGGGAGGAUAAGAGUAAGGUGUAA
This is a messenger RNA of Podospora anserina S mat+, 477 nucleotides long. RefSeq lists its product as uncharacterized. The transcript has a single exon. Gene Ontology annotation, biological process: response to oxidative stress; protein repair. Lineage: Eukaryota; Fungi; Ascomycota; Sordariomycetes; Sordariales; Podosporaceae. The record is from RefSeq and is a predicted model, not a curated record. Gene Ontology annotation, molecular function: peptide-methionine (R)-S-oxide reductase activity. The coding region runs from base 1 to 477 and encodes 158 amino acids.